Erinaceus europaeus (western European hedgehog) is the source of this 1724-nucleotide messenger RNA. It is a transcript of the gene NOX4, whose product is annotated as NADPH oxidase 4. The record is from RefSeq and is a predicted model, not a curated record. The coding region runs from base 349 to 1551 and encodes 400 amino acids. NCBI's taxonomy places the organism in Eukaryota, Metazoa, Chordata, Mammalia, Eulipotyphla, Erinaceidae. The transcript has 14 exons. Gene Ontology annotation, biological process: defense response; superoxide anion generation. Gene Ontology annotation, molecular function: superoxide-generating NAD(P)H oxidase activity. Gene Ontology annotation, cellular component: plasma membrane; NADPH oxidase complex.
AUCCGUCCCUUUUCCUCACCCAAAAUCACUGCACCCAGCCUCCUCCUCAACUUCUAGUCUAACCCCAUGUCCCCCUUUGACCAAUUUAGAGCUGCAAUUCCCACGCAACUCGCCUUCACAGACACUGCCGCCUUUCCCAGCUCCUAGUGUAGCCCUACCAGCACGUACACUGGGUUGCAGUGUGCUCCGCCCCCUGCGCCCCGCCCCUCCCUUUCUGCGCCAGCGGCGCCACAUCCCAUCAGUGGGCGGCUCCUCCUAUCCCUCCACCCCCAACCUCUGGGAAGCACCCACGACCGGUCGCCUUGCUACUCCGGGCUCCCUGUCCUGGCUGCUCACUGGACUGGAGGCAUGGCGGUGUCUUGGCGGAGCUGGCUGGCCAACGAAGGGGGCAAGCACCUCUGUCUGCUUCUCUGGCUCUCCUGGAAUGUGCUGCUUUUCUGGAAAACCUUCCUGCUGUAUAACCAAGGGCCGGAAUAUUACUACAUUCACCAGAUGUUGGGGCUAGGAUUGUGUCUAAGUAGAGCCUCUGCAGCUGUUUUGAACCUCAACUGCAGCUUCAUCCUCUUACCUAUGUGCAGAACACUCCUGGCUUACCUCAGAGGCUCCCAGAAGGUUUCAAGCAGGAGAACCAGAAGAUUGCUGGACAAAAGUAGAACAUUUCAUAUAACCUGUGGUGUUACCAUCUGCAUUUUUUCAGGUGUGCAUGUGGCGGCCCACCUGGUGAAUGCCCUGAAAUUCUCAGUGAAUUUCCGUCAGGACAUGAUUGAACUGAAUGCAGCCAGAUACCAAGAUGAGGACCCUAGAAAACUUCUCUUCACCACUAUUCCUGGCCUGACGGGGGUCUCCAUGGUCUUAGUCCUCUUCCUGAUGGUCACUGCUUCCACGUACGCUAUCCGACUCUCAAAUUAUAAUAUCUUCUGGUACACUCACAAUCUUUUCUUUGUCUUCUACAUGCUGCUGGUGUUGCAUGUUUCUGGUGGUCUCCUCAAGUAUCAGACUAAUCUGGACACCCACCCCCCUGGCUGCCUCACUAUAAAUGGAACCCAUCCACAGACUACCCUCUCAGCAGACUUUCUCACAGAACAUCCCCAUGUGUCUUUCCCUGGAGGGUUUUCAAGAGCAGAUGAGUUUCCCCAGAAUAACCUCAUGAAGAUCUGUAUGGAAGAACCCAGGUUCCAAGCCCAUUUCCCACAGACCUGGCUGUGGAUUUCUGGGCCCCUGUGCCUAUACUGUGCUGAGAGGUUAUACAGGUGUAUCCGCAGCAACAAGCCAGUUACCAUCAUCUCAGUCACAAGUCACCCCGCUGAUGUUAUGGAAAUCCAGAUGGUCAAAGAAAACUUCAAAGCCCGACCUGGCCAGUAUAUCAUUCUGCACUGUCCCAGUGUGUCUGCAUUUGAGAAUCAUCCAUUUACCCUCACAAUGAACGAUUUCGAGAUCUGUUGCUUCCUUCAUCCAGUGAAGAUUCAGAGAUUCUGCCCUUUAUUCAUUCUAGAAAGUAUCCCAGGAUCUACAUUGAUGGUCCAUUUGGAAGUCCAUUUGAGGAGUCACUGAACUACGAGGUCAGCCUCUGUGUGGCUGGAGGCAUUGGAGUGACUCCAUUUGCAUCUAUACUCAACACGCUGAUGGAUGACUGGAAACCAUACAAGCUUAGAAGGCUGUAUUUUAUCUGGGUGUGCCGAGACAUUCAUUCCUUUCAUUGGUUUGCAGACUUACUUUGUGUGUUG